Messenger RNA from Cadophora gregata, 270 nucleotides. RefSeq lists its product as uncharacterized. Lineage: Eukaryota; Fungi; Ascomycota; Leotiomycetes; Helotiales; Ploettnerulaceae. The record is from RefSeq and is a predicted model, not a curated record. The transcript has 2 exons. Gene Ontology annotation, cellular component: membrane. The coding region runs from base 1 to 270 and encodes 89 amino acids.
AUGCAAGACCAAAGGUUUCGAUUCAACAUCACAGACGUCCCAGCCGGUAUCCUCCAAUGGGUUACUGCUAAACCCGGACAAACUGCUUUGCUUAUCAGCAACGGCAUUCUGAUCUUUACGCCAGCUGCUCUUACGGGCCCGCUCCUUGCGACUAUGGGUUGGGGGGCUUCAGGCCCUAUCGCUGGCUCCGUUGCUGCCUCCCUUCAAUCGAUACUGGGGAAUGUCGGAGCACAUAGUGUGUUUGCAUAUCUGCAGAGUGCAGCAAUGUGA